AUGGCAGGAGACAGCGCGACAAAGCCAGGUGACCAAGCCGAAAAUGAGAGCACUAGUCGGCAGCCUUUCCUCAUUGGUGUGGCUGGAGGGACGGCCAGCGGCAAGUCGUCGGUGUGCAGCAAGAUCAUGGAGCUGCUGGGCCAGAACGAGAUCGACCACCACCAGCGGCAGGUGGCCAUCCUCAGCCAAGACAGCUUCUACAGGGUCCUCACCCCAGAGCAGAAGGCCAAAGCACUUAAGGGCCAGUUCAACUUCGACCACCCAGAUGCCUUUGACAACGACCUCAUCAUCGCGACUCUGUGGGACAUCAAGGAGGGAAAAAGCGUCCACCUCCCUGUUUAUGACUUUGUCUCCCAUUCCAGGAAGGAAGAGACGGUGACGGUGUACCCUGCUGACGUCGUGCUGUUCGAGGGCAUCCUGAUGUUCUAUUCCCAGGAGAUCCGAGACCUCUUCCAAAUGAAGCUGUUCGUGGACACCGACGCAGAUACACGUCUAUCUCGAAGAGUGCUGCGUGAUAUAAGUGAACGUGGGCGGGACCUGGAAAGCGUUCUCGCUCAGUACAUCACUUUUGUAAAGCCUGCGUUUGAGGACUUCUGCCUGCCAACCAAGAAAUAUGCUGACGUGAUCAUACCGAGAGGAGUUGACAAUCUCGUUGCCAUAAAUCUGAUUGUUCAGCACAUCCAGGAUAUCCUCAACGGCGGUUUGACCAAGCGGCUGAACGGGUGGUUAAAUGUUUACGGCACGCCGAAGGAGCAGCCGAACAUGGAGUCCAGCAGUCGGCCCCACUGAGUGCAGCGAGACGAAGGAGGCGCUCAAGAAGCCCAACGGGCACGUCGUCGUGGCUCGCAAGGCACGGCUAAUUUACAGGGACACAAAAGGCCUCUUUUUCCUUCUUCUUUCUUUUAUAUGAUUCUGUUUGGACUGAAGAAAUUAAUCGAACAGAGAGUAUCCCUUUUCGUGGAAAUUAAAGCUUCAGUUAUACAUUUCUCUUCAAUUUGUGUACUGUGAGAAAAGGGAUGGAGAGAGAUACAAAGGAGCCAACUCACAAUUUAAUGAAAUGUUGCUUGGCUUUUACUACAGCACUGACGGAGCAGAAGCUGUAAAGACCAUUUCAGAACACUUGACUGCCUUUAAGAUUACAAUGAAUGCCGUCAAGCGACUCGCUGCUUAAAGGCAAGGCCUUACCCUUUAGGAGGUGUAACCUUCCCCCUUUUGUUAAUACAACUUGCCAUGUUUUCUUUCUUUUCAAGCGCUGUAUGAAUCCUAAUUUGACCGGAACAAAUAGAUUUUGAAGACACGUCUAAUGGUGCGUGAUGUUUGUCUCAUCUGACUCUAACAAAGUGAAUUGGCUGUUAGUCAAUUUGAACAACUGAUUCACACCUCAAACCAUCUGAUGUUUGAAAUCACCAAAGAUCAUUUUCUGUGCCGUCUUUGUGGAAACAUUUUGUGUUUCAAUGUGAUGCUGACAUUACUGUAACUCAUUCAAUAAGAUGCUAAGAAAUUACCACAAGGUGUUCAUUUUCUUUUGAUUUCCAUGAACUUGAAUACUCGGAUGUUUUCGAAUGCAAGUUUCAUUUGGAAGACGCAUUGAAAAUAGUGUUUCCUAAUGCACCGAGUUAUUUAGAUGUCAAUAAGUACAAAAUGCCCGAUGUAAAUGUGCACUGUAAGUGUUGUUUAAUGGGAUUUUCUUUUGUCCUGUGUACAUUUUCUCAUGAUAAAGUUCUCAGGUACUCUUUG
Pseudoliparis swirei is the source of this 1737-nucleotide messenger RNA. Its product is annotated as uridine-cytidine kinase 2-A-like. Lineage: Eukaryota; Metazoa; Chordata; Actinopteri; Perciformes; Liparidae. Gene Ontology annotation, molecular function: ATP binding; kinase activity. The coding region runs from base 1 to 789 and encodes 262 amino acids. The record is from RefSeq and is a predicted model, not a curated record. The transcript is spliced from 7 exons. Gene Ontology annotation, cellular component: cytoplasm; cytosol.